Molecule: messenger RNA, 1626 nt
Organism: Microthlaspi erraticum
Lineage: Eukaryota; Viridiplantae; Streptophyta; Magnoliopsida; Brassicales; Brassicaceae
Source: the annotation of a GenBank genome assembly
AUGUGUUACUCUCUCUCGUUGCAAUCUUCAAUAGACUUCCCUAAUCGGCACGCCCUGAAAUUCCAUGGAGGUCGACCCAUUUUGACUUCGAACUUAUCUACACUGGGGUUUCAGUCAUUUCCGGAGCGAGGUCGCCGGAGAAAUGUGUUCCUCCGCCGCGAGAGAGGCGUAAUAGACUCGUUGAGAUUCGGCAGGCACACUGCCGUGGAUCUAUGUGGCGAUCCGCGCCAUCGAUCAAGAGUGUCUUGCAGCGAUGGUCGCCGUACGCCGGAAGCUCGGCACGACGCGGAAGAUACGGCAGCGACGGUGGAAGUGACGGAGCAGUCUGAUUUUUCGGAAUUUAUCACGUCGGAGAGGGUGAAAGUGGUCGCGAUGCUCGCUCUUGCCCUGGCGCUAUGCAAUGCGGAUCGUGUUGUGAUGUCCGUCGCGAUUGUGCCUCUUUCGCUUUCCCGCGGGUGGAGCAAGUCGUUUUCCGGUAUCGUUCAGUCAUCGUUCCUAUGGGGAUACCUAAUUUCACCGAUAGCUGGCGGAACUUUGGUGGACCGCUAUGGCGGUAAGGUAGUCAUGGCGUGGGGAGUAGCUUUGUGGUCGUUGGCUACAUUCCUUACCCCUUGGGCUGCUGAUACCAAUUUGUGGGCUCUUCUUGCUGCAAGAGCUAUGGUUGGUGUUGCUGAAGGAGUGGCUCUUCCUUGCAUGAACAACAUGGUUGCGAGAUGGUUUCCUCCAACAGAACGUUCUAGGGCUGUUGGUAUUGCAAUGGCAGGAUUUCAGCUUGGGAAUGUUGUAGGACUCAUGUUGUCUCCUAUUCUGAUGUCUCAAGGUGGUAUAUAUGGUCCGUUUGUGAUUUUCGGGUUAUCGGGGUUCCUCUGGAUGCUCGUUUGGCUAUCUGCUACAUCGAGUACGCCAGAUCAACAUCCUCAGAUUACAAAGUUUGAACUCGAGUACAUUAUGCACAAGCAGCAAACGUCUAGUAGGGAGAAGAGACGAAACAACACAAGCGUGAUCCCUCCGUUUAGACGCCUUCUGUCCAAGAUGCCGACUUGGGCUGUUAUAGUUGCUAAUUCCAUGCAUAGUUGGGGGUUUUUUGUGCUUCUUUCAUGGAUGCCGAUCUACUUCAAUUCAGUAUAUCAUGUGAACCUCAAACAAGCUGCUUGGUUUAGUGCCGUUCCAUGGAGUAUGAUGGCUUUCACAGGAUACAUUGCUGGUUUUUGGUCCGACUUGUUGAUACGGCGUGGUACAAGCAUCACCUUAACGCGAAAAAUCAUGCAGUCCAUUGGCUUCAUUGGUCCGGGGAUUGCUCUCAUUGGUCUAACCACAGCAAAAAGACCUUUAGUAGCAUCUGCCUGGCUAAGUUUAGCCGUUGGGCUUAAAUCAUUCAGCCACUUGGGGUUCCUUAUCAAUCUCCAGGAAAUUGCUCCAGAAUAUUCCGGUGUUCUACAUGGAAUGUGUCUUACUGCUGGGACUUUGGCUGCUAUAGUUGGUACAGUUGGAACUGGUUUCUUUGUAGAACUAUUGGGCUCCUUCCAAGGAUUCAUCCUCCUUACGGCAGUUUUAUAUCUCCUCUCUGCUCUUUUUUACAACAUAUAUUCAACUGGAGAAAGAGUCGAUUUUGACACUACAGCUUGA